AUGUGCCUAAAAAUCGAAGAAUGGCCGAGUACUUCGUGUUGUUAUAACCACUUUCAUAACGGAUCAACAUGUGUUCCCUGUCCACCGGGAUCUUUUGGACAAGACUGCGACAAAAAAUGUUCAAACCUAUCAUAUGGUCACUUAUGCAGCACAAAAUGUCAAUGUCCUAUAGAAUUUUGCAGUCCAAUAACAGGGUGUUCAUUGGAUUACUCGAGUAACUCGACGGCGCAUGUUUCUAAUUUAAACACAUACGCACCAAAACGUGGUACUUCCAUUGGUACGGAAGUCACCAAAACCAGCCAUGUUUACCGUUCUAUUUUCAGUACUCGUUCCUUGACAACAGUUGUUCCAAUUUUUACUGAAAACCAUAAUUCGAUUCACAUAAACAUUUUUAUAAUGUCAAUUGGUGGUGUUACUGCACUGUUUCUAAGCAUACUUAUUAUACAGUUAUGUUUAAAAUAUUGCUCGAAACGAAACAACAAUUCAGAACAAGUGUCUUCACUACGGAAUGAAAGACAAGAUGAGGAGGAUUACUAUGACGAAAUUAACGAAUCCUUGGUGACCGAGAGAGGAUAUGAUGACAUCAGUGAACAUCUACAAUUAGAAAAAUACUCCGAACUACAAACAUCAACCUCACCUGUUGCUGAGCCAUAUGAUAUAAUAAACCAACAGUUGUCAAAUCAAGAGAGGGUUUCUUCUAUAGUUAUCUCAUCAACUAGUUCUGAAUCAAAUACAUGUAAUUUGUUGUACCUGAAACCAAAUAGUUAUUUAAAUGAACAUAGCUAUCUAGAUGUCAUGGGUUCAAGUCCCGCAAAUGAGGUCGCACUGAUUCAAUCCAGUUUCAUACAAACGGCCGACAACAGCGAUCCCAAUUCAUCAUUUCAUUUUACAGACCCUAUUAAUGAUAUUCAUAUUGAUAGAAACAUAUCAAGUACAUGUAGUAGUGUCUUCUGUGAUGAUAACAAUACAUAUUUAGAUGUUACAAACGAAACAGUUCUUUAG
Magallana angulata is the source of this 1002-nucleotide messenger RNA. RefSeq lists its product as uncharacterized. Bases 1 to 1002 code for a protein of 333 amino acids. The transcript has 4 exons. The record is from RefSeq and is a predicted model, not a curated record. Lineage: Eukaryota; Metazoa; Mollusca; Bivalvia; Ostreida; Ostreidae.